Molecule: messenger RNA, 636 nt
Organism: Rotaria sp. Silwood1
Lineage: Eukaryota; Metazoa; Rotifera; Eurotatoria; Philodinida; Philodinidae
Source: the annotation of a GenBank genome assembly
AUGUAUUAUUAUUCGGGUGCUAGUAAUAAAAGUCUUAUGAAACCAAUGUCACCAUUACUUAUGGAAAAUACAAAUAUCUAUUCUCGUGAAACAGCUUUUGAUCCACUUAAUUAUGAAUUUGAUGCUGAAACAAUGAUUGAACCAUUUACUUAUUUUCAUGAUGGUCCAGGUGAGCCACGUCGCAAACCAAUUGUAUUCUCAUCAAUGUCAACUUCAUCUUCAUUCUUGAAUUCACUAUGGUCAUCUGCAAGUAGUAUAUCACCAUCGGAUGAAAAUCCUUCAAAUCCUUAUCAUCAAUUUAAUAAUAUGCUUCAAUUAAAACAUCAUCAACAACAACAACAACAAUAUCAAUAUCCAAAAACAAUUUGUCGACAUUGUAAAAGUCAUAAUAUGCCCGAAUGUCUUUAUACUUCUCAUUCAAUGUAUGAUGAAAGUGGUGAAAUAUUUUGUCCCGUAUUAAAAAAAUGUCAUUGUGCUAAUUGUAUUCGUGUUAUUAAUUCAACUGAAAGACAUGAUGAUGAUUCGGAUGAUGAUAAUAAUGUACGUUAUAUUUCAAAUGAUAAUGAAUUCAGUCAUUUAUAUGGUAUUGAUCCAAGACAAAAUUCUUAUCGUAUAAAUAAUAAUAACAACUUUUAA